AUGGAGAGGCAAAAGAAGGUCAAAGACUCAGUGGCCUUUGAGGAUGUUAAUGUGGAGUUCACCACAGAGGAGUGGGCUUUCCUGGAUCCCACCCAGAAGAAACUCUACACAGAUGUGAUGCUGGAAACCUUCUGGAACCUGGCAUCAGUAGGUAGUUAUCACAAAUUCUUCAAUUUCUUAAACCAUGAAAGAACACAUAUUGGCGAGAAACAUGAAUGUAAGCAAUGUGGCAAAGUCUUCAAAUGGUGCAGCAAUCUUAGAAAACAUAAAAGAGGUCAUGAUGGAAGGAAGCCUCAUGAAUGUAAGGAAUGUGGUAAAACAUUUCUUCCCUACUGUCUUAGAGAUCAUGAAAGGACCCAUACUGGGCAGAAGCCCUAUGAAUGUAAGCAAUGUGGAAAAACCUUCAGUAGUCUCAACUCUCUUGGAAGACAUAAAAGAAGUCAUGGAAAAAAGGCUCCUGAAUAUAAGAAAUGUGGUAAAACUUUCUGUGAUCCAUAUUCCCUCCGACAUCAUGAGAGUAUUCAUACUGGGGAAGAACCUUAUAAAUGUAACGAUUGUGGUAAAGCUUUCUCUCAUCCAACUUACCUCCGAAGUCAUGAAAGAACUCAUAAUGAGGAAAAACCCUGUGAAUGUAAGCAAUGUGGGAAAACCUUCAGUUAUCUCAGCUCUUUUCGAAGACAUAAAAGCAGUCAUGAUGGAAAGAAGCCUCAUGAAUGUAAGGAAUGUGGUAAAACUUUCCGUGAUAGAACUGACCUCCGAUUUCAUGAAAUAAUUCAUACUGGGGAAAAACCUUAUGAAUGUAACCAUUGUGGUAAAGCUUUCUCUCAUCCAAGUUCCCUGCGAUAUCAUAAAAGAACUCAUAAUAAGGAAAAACCCUGUGAAUGUAAGCAAUGUGGGAAUGCCUUCAGUUCUCGAGGCUCGCUUGCAAAACAUAAAAGAAGUCAUGAUGGAAAGAAACCUCAUGAAUGUAAGGAAUGUGGUAAAACAUUCCUUCUUCGAUAUUACCUCCGAUGUCAUGAAAUAACUCAUACUGGAGAAAAACCCUAUGAAUGUAAGCAAUGUGGGAAAACCUUCAGUUGUCUGAGCUCUCCAACUUCUCUCCCAUGUCAUGAAAGUAUUCAUACUAAGGAAAAACCCUAUGAAUGUAAGCAAUGUGGAAAAACCUUCAGCAGUCUCCACUCUCUUAGAAGACAUAAAAGAAGUCAUGAUGGAAAGAAGCCUCAUGAAUGUAAAGAAUGUGGAAAAACAUUCCGUGAUCGAUAUGCCCUCCGAGUUCAUGGAAGUAUUCAUACUGGCGAAAAACCUUAUAAAUGUAACCAUUGUGGUCGUUCCCUACGACCGAGCGAGCAGCUUCGGGAGGGAUGA
Messenger RNA from Myotis lucifugus (little brown bat), 1365 nucleotides. RefSeq names its product zinc finger protein 14-like. Gene Ontology annotation, molecular function: DNA-binding transcription factor activity, RNA polymerase II-specific; RNA polymerase II cis-regulatory region sequence-specific DNA binding. The record is from RefSeq and is a predicted model, not a curated record. The transcript has 5 exons. Lineage: Eukaryota; Metazoa; Chordata; Mammalia; Chiroptera; Vespertilionidae. Gene Ontology annotation, biological process: regulation of transcription by RNA polymerase II. The coding region runs from base 1 to 1365 and encodes 454 amino acids.